UUAAACUAACUAUAUUUGUUGCAUUCUUCAUAAUUUUACUCACGACACUUCUCGCCUUUUUUUUUUUACUCUUUCUGAUUACCGUACAACUCUACUAGUGGGCAGUAUCUUAACGGUUAGCCUAGUACGUAUGGGCGUGUCCCAGCUGAGAAGAGUGUGCGUGUGUGUGUCCGGUGUGUAGUAAGGCGAAGUCUGACACCGCUGUAUAAGCGACUACAGCAGAAAUGACCAAAAACGCCCCGUCACAUUUCGAGGACAUCAGAUAACAAAGCAGCGAAGUCGACUAGAUAAACAACAAAACUGCUACGUCGUAUUAGUGUUUGAUGAUGUCGGUGGGGAAAACGGGCCAGUUGUAGCCACAGGGUCUCGUGUCUGUGUGUGAAACCUGAAUGUAUCUGCGUCAGCGACCGCUAUGCGUUUUAACGAGAAGGAGCUGGUCUCUCUGAGCCGCCAGCCUUCGGAGAUGGCAGCUGAAGUGGGGAUGCGAGGUCCCAAAAAAGGAGACGUUGUCAAAAGACGACUGGUGAAACUCGUUGUUAACUUCCUCUUUUACUUCCGGACUGAUGAAGAGGAGCCGGUUGGAGCUUUGCUGUUGGAGCAGUGUCGGGUUGAGAAGGAGGACAGUCAGACCUUCUCUAUAGUAUUUCUAGAUGAAGCAGAGCGGAAGUAUCUGUUUGAAUGUGACACUGAAGAGCAGUGUGGGAAAUGGAUAGACGCUAUAAUUAAAGCUAGUUAUGAGUUUAUGAGGCGGAACCUUAUAUUCUAUCGAACUGAAAUCCACAGGCUCACUGGGAAGGACCCAUUGGAGCAAUAUGGUAUAUCUGAUGAAACUCGGUUCCAGAUCAGCAAUGGUCUGCAGCUUAUGCCUAGAGAUACCUCCUCCCUGUAGACCCGCAGACUGUUCAAAUCAUUUUCAAUUUAGUUCAUUGCCAUUCCAAAGUUCACUUUAUAUUGGUUUGAAAAUCACAGCAAUAUUGCCUACACUCCAACUUGUUACAUGUACACUGCUCUGCAUUAUUUGGUGUUGGUUCGACUUCAUACACAUGUCAUAGUAAGGUUUGUCUCAGUUAUGCAAAGUUAAAGUAUUUCGUCUGUGUUAUUGUCAGUCAUUACAGGCAAUGUAGGUCUUUGGAAAACGCAGUACUGUUUAAUUGUUGGUUUAGGGGAUUUAAAUGCCAUUUACUGUCUAAUUUUAAGUUGAUCAGAUGUAUGUGUAUGUGCUUUCCACUGGAUAUGCUGUACAUGCAGAGAAUGUGAUUUUGAGAAGCUGGUCUGUUAGUCCUGAAACAGAAGGGUGUGGAAUACAAUCUGCAAGCAUAAAUGUGUUUAAUAAGAGUGAGUCCAGAAAAAUCAUCAUUCAUUGGUGUAAUCCAACUAAUCUUUAGAACUUUAAAAAAUGUAUAGCACUUUGGAAAAUUUCCCAUCAAUGUCCUGCUUUAUUUAGAAAACCUCUGUAUAAUUGUCCUGAUUUUAAAUGCAUAAGUCCUUUGAUCUACUGAGCUGAGCUACAUGUUUUGCUUAAUUUUGUGAGAAAGAUGGUUUUAACUAUCAGUGUAUGUUUUCACCACACAGCCCGGUUAGGCACCUUAGUUAAAAAGAAAAAAAAACAAACAAUCUUUUUGCACAUAUAACUGGAUGUCGAGGAUUUAUUUUCUUUAGAAUUCUUUACUUGAAGCUAUUCUAGCUUUUUGUCACUGUGAAUCAGAUUAUUUUCAGCAAGCUGUUGAACCUGUCGGGAAACUACACUUUUGACUUGAUUCUUUAAAUAUCACACCAACACACCGACAUUUGCUAAGUUUCAACAAAUCAUAAGAAAUUUUGCUCUCAGCCAUAUUUCCCUAUAAGGGCUUUGCUGUAUCUUACAAAUUGGAAAUGUGGAACAUAUGUCUUUGAAUGUGUCUUCAUUUGAAAGUUUUUGCACAUGCAAUGUAUUUAGUCUGUUUUAGUUAGCAGAAUUGUUUCACUGGCAUCUCCUUUUUUUAUACUAAUAAAGCAUUUAAAAGAUA
Messenger RNA from Melanotaenia boesemani (Boeseman's rainbowfish), 2006 nucleotides. It is a transcript of the gene plekhj1, whose product is annotated as pleckstrin homology domain containing, family J member 1. NCBI's taxonomy places the organism in Eukaryota, Metazoa, Chordata, Actinopteri, Atheriniformes, Melanotaeniidae. Gene Ontology annotation, biological process: receptor recycling; endosome organization; retrograde transport, endosome to Golgi. The record is from RefSeq and is a predicted model, not a curated record. Bases 413 to 889 code for a protein of 158 amino acids. The transcript is spliced from 6 exons. Gene Ontology annotation, cellular component: recycling endosome; early endosome; trans-Golgi network.